Molecule: messenger RNA, 4328 nt
Organism: Taeniopygia guttata (zebra finch)
Lineage: Eukaryota; Metazoa; Chordata; Aves; Passeriformes; Estrildidae
Source: RefSeq, a predicted model, not a curated record
CCGCGCCGAGGGGAGGAGGCUCCGCGCUCGCUCCCGGCCGCCGCCGCUGCCGCGCCGAGCGGAGCGGCCCCGCCAGCCCCUCAGUUUUACAUCCUUGUAUGUCCCUCUGUUUCAUGAAGAUGAAGAAAAUGAUUGCAUGUUUCCUUCUGCUAUUUGCACAUACUCUGCUCUCCACUGUCAUGGCAAAGGAUCUCCCCGGAAGACAUUUCACCCGAAGAAGGGAUGUUAACACACAAUCUCUGAAAAAUUCUUGCAACAACAAACAUCUGGACCUUGUUUUCAUCAUUGACAGCUCUCGCAGUGUGAGUCAUUAUGACUUUGAAAAAGUGAAGGAGUUCAUUUUGACCAUCUUGCAGUUUCUGGACAUCAGCCCUGAUGCCACACACGUGGGUCUGAUUCAGUACGGCAGCACCGUCAAACAGGAGUUUUCAUUGAAGACUUUCCGGCGGAAGCAGGACAUCGAAAGAGCGGUGAAGAGGAUGAUGCACCUGGGCACUGGCACCAUGACUGGACUGGCUCUGCAGUAUGCGGUGAACAUUGCAUUUUCAGAGACAGAGGGGGCUCGACCUCUGAGGCAGAAUGUGCCCCGAAUUAUCAUGAUAGUGACAGAUGGGAGACCUCAAGAUCCAGUGGCAGAGAUUGCUGCUAAAGCACGUAACUCAGGAAUCCUCAUUUUUGCUAUUGGAGUGGGAAGAGUGGAUAUGAACACUCUGAAGUCCAUUGGGAGUGAGCCACAUGAAGAACAUGUGUUUCUGGUUGCUAAUUUCAGUCAGAUUGAAACACUAACCUCUGCCUUCCAGACUAAACUUUGUGUGCCUCAUAUGUGCAGUAUAGUUGAGCAUCACUGUGAUCACUUCUGCAUAAACACCCCUGGCUCCUACUUGUGCAGAUGUAAACAAGGAUACAUUCUGAAUGCUGACCAGAAGACUUGCAGCACUCAGGACCUUUGUGCUGUGGAGAAACACGCCUGUGAGCAGAUUUGUGUGAACACACUGGGGUCCUACGUCUGUCAGUGUUAUGACGGGUAUGAGCUUGAUGCAAAUGGCAAGAGUUGUGUUGUUGUAGACUACUGUGCUUUGGAUAACCAUGGUUGCCAACACGAAUGUGUUAACACCAAGGACUCCUAUUACUGUAGAUGCCACCCAGGGUUCAUUUUAAAUCCAGACAAAAGAACUUGUGGAAAACCAGACUAUUGCUCUCUUCAGGACCAUGGUUGUGAACAGGAAUGCGUUAAUACAGAUGAUUCCUAUUUUUGUCAGUGCCAAGAAGGGUUUAGACUUAAUCCAGAUAAGAAAACAUGCAAAAAAGUAAACUUCUGUGCUUUAGGUCAGCAUGACUGUGAACAUGAAUGUGUUAACAUGGAAGAGUUGUUUGUGUGCAAAUGUCAUCCCAGAUACACCCAAGAACACCGUGGCGAUACGUGCAGCAGAGUGGACCACUGUGCUGAAAGCAAUCAUGGCUGCGAGCAACUGUGCCUAAAUACAGGCGACUCCUACGUCUGUCAGUGCUCUGAAGGAUUUGUCAUCAAUGAGGACCUAAAAACCUGCUCACGAGUUGACCAUUGUGCUCUAAGUGAUCAUGGCUGUGAACAUUUGUGUGUAAAUGGUGACAGAUCUUAUACUUGUCAGUGUUUUGAAGGAUACAGGCUCCGUAACGAUGGGAAAACAUGUAAACGUAAAAAUGUCUGCAAAUCAGUCAACCAUGGCUGUGAGCAUGUUUGUGUUAAUGCUGACAAUUCCUACAUCUGCAAGUGUCAUGAAGGAUUCCUACUGAGGGAAGAUGGCAAGACCUGCAGAAGACAGGACAUCUGCAAAUCAGUCAGCCAUGGCUGUGAGCAUAUUUGUGUUAAUGAAGAUGACUCCUAUGUUUGCAAGUGUCAUGAGGGUUUUCUGUUGAGAGAAGAUGGGAAAACAUGCAGAAAUAAAGACAUUUGCAGUUCAGUUCACCAUGGCUGUGAACAUGUUUGUGUUAAUACUGGUGAGUCCUACAUCUGCCAGUGUUAUGAAGGAUUUGCACUAAGGGAAGAUGAAAGAACAUGUAGAAAUAAAGAUGUUUGCAAUUCUGUUGACCACGGCUGUGAGCAUAUUUGUGUGAAUACUGAUAGUUCAUACCUUUGCCAGUGCUAUGAGGGUUUUGUAUUGAGGGACGAUAAGAAAACAUGUAAAAAUAAAGACAUCUGCAAAUCCGUCAGUCAUGGUUGUGAACAUCUUUGUGUUAAUAAUGAUGAUUCAUACAUUUGCCAGUGUCAUGAUGGAUUUGUACUAAGGCAAGAUGGGAAAACAUGCCGAAGCAAGGAUAUUUGCAAAUCAGUCAACCAUGGCUGUGAACAUGUGUGUGCUAGUGCUGGUGAUUCAUUUGUUUGUAAGUGCCAGGAGGGAUUCCUGCUAAGAGAAGAUGGAAAAACUUGCAGAAAUAAAGAUAUUUGCAAAUCAGUCAACCAUGGCUGUGAACAUGUUUGUGUUAAUUCUGGUGAUUCAUAUACCUGCAAAUGCCAUGAUGGGUUCCUACUGAGAGAAGAUGGGAAAACCUGCAGAAACAAGGACAUUUGCAACUCGGUUGACCAUGGCUGUGAACAAGUUUGUGUGAAUACUGAAGAUUCCUACAUCUGCCAGUGUCAUGAAAAAUUCAUACUGAAGGAAGAUGGAAAGACAUGUAGAUAUAAAGAUGUUUGCAACUCAGUUGACCAUGGCUGUGAGCAUAUUUGUGUUAAUACUGGUGAUUCCUAUGUCUGCAAGUGUCAUGAAGACUUCAUACUGAGAGAAGAUGGAAAAACUUGCAGGAGUAAAAAUGUCUGCAAAACAGUCACCCAUGGUUGUGAACAUGUCUGUGUUCCAACUGGCGAUUCAUACAUGUGUCAGUGUCACAAGGGAUUUAUAUUGAGGCGAGACAGGAAAACAUGCAGGAAUAAAGACCUGUGUAAAUCCAUUGACCAUGGCUGUGAACAUGUGUGCAUUAAUAAUAACAACUCAUACAGCUGUCAGUGCCAUGAGGGCUUUGUUCUGCGACAAGAUGGGAGAACAUGUCGAAGUAAAGAUGUCUGUAAAUCAGUUGACCAUGGUUGUGAAUAUGCUUGUGUUAAUAAUGGUGAUUCCUAUAUCUGCAAAUGCCAGGAGGGAUAUGUUCUAAAAGAGGAUCAGAAAACAUGCAGAAGAUGCACUGAAGGCCCGAUUGACCUGGUGUUUGUGAUUGAUGGAUCAAAAAGUCUUGGAGAGGAUAAUUUUGAAAUUGUAAAACAAUUUGUCUCAGGAAUCUUGGAUACACUUGAGAUUUCACCCAAAGCUGCUCGAGUUGGUUUGCUUCAGUACUCCACUGAGGUUCGUACAGAGUUUACAUUAAGGCAGUUCAGCUCAGCCAAAGACAUGAAGAAAGCUGUGUCACAAAUGAAAUACAUGGGCCGAGGUUCCAUGACAGGACUGGCGCUGAGGCAAAUGUCUGAGAGAAGCUUCACAGAAACAGAAGGAGCAAGACCAUUUUCAGCAAAUGUCCCUCGAAUCUCCAUUGUGUUUACGGAUGGACGGGCCCAGGAUGAAGUCUCUGAGUGGGCUACCAGAGCAAAGCAACGUGGUAUAAUCAUCUAUGCCAUUGGAAUAGGAAAAGCAAUUGAGGAAGAACUGCUGGAAAUUGCAUCUGAGCCAUCAUAUAAACAUCUCUUCUAUGCUGAGGAUUUCACAGCUCUGGAGGACAUAAGUGAAGAGCUAAGAGCCCAAAUUUGUGAAGCCUUGAAAGAGUCACCUCACCAGCAGGAUGCAUCAUCUGGGAGGCUUCAUAAGACUGGUCCACAGCCUUCAGGACCUGAAUCAACCACAAUAGCCAUCACAGAUGUCAUUGACUGUCCACAUCUUGCAGUACACCACAAGUAUCUUUUUGAAGACAGUCACAUCCACUCAACAACAGCAAAAGCCUCAAAAGAUAAUGACCAGUGCAAAUGUGAAAAUCUUGUCACAUUCCAGAACUAUGCAACCAGUGAAGUAAGAAAACUCACCCAGCGAUUGGAAGAAAUGACAAAGAGAAUGGAAGACUUGGAAAACAGACUAAAAUACUGAUCAGAAUUUUAAGUGUAUGCUACACUGUAUAUUUAUAUAUACAAACUUGUCAGAGCUAUUUUCUUAAACUGGUUCAAAGUAAAAUAACAUCUUUGUGUCUGAAGUUGAAAAGAAUAUUCUGGAUCCUUGCAUUUAUAUGCCAUGUGUUGUCUUGCAUUGAUUGCAGAUAAGGAAUGUUGAAAUUUUUAUAUAAACUAUUUAGUAAUUAGCAGACAUUCUAAUUAAGCAGACCAACCGAAAUAAGCUAUGCAAAAUAAUAAAAUGCUGUUAUUUUUUGAAAUGAAA